Molecule: messenger RNA, 4308 nt
Organism: Nerophis ophidion (straightnose pipefish)
Lineage: Eukaryota; Metazoa; Chordata; Actinopteri; Syngnathiformes; Syngnathidae
Product: gastrula zinc finger protein XlCGF57.1-like
Exons: 2
Coding region: 189-1568 (459 amino acids)
Biological process (GO): regulation of transcription by RNA polymerase II; central nervous system development
Cellular component (GO): nucleus
Molecular function (GO): RNA polymerase II cis-regulatory region sequence-specific DNA binding; DNA-binding transcription factor activity, RNA polymerase II-specific
Source: RefSeq, a predicted model, not a curated record
GUUUCGGUGAGAUAAUUGUGGUUAAAACGUCGCUUCUUACCGGAGAAAAGCUGAGCUUGUGCCAUCCAUAAAGCUGCCGUCAACUCCUCUGAGACACUGGCGUCAAGACACCCGUGGAGACACACCUCCGACUAUCAGACGUCUGUGAAGAACAUCUUCUCCCUGAGCAACAGAAGUGGAGCUUCAGGAUGGAGCCACAGCCCUCCCACAUUAAAAAGGAAAAGAAACACCCACUGAUCCCCCAUUUUAAAGCGGAAGAGGAUGACCCACUGACCACUCACAUCAAAGAGGAAGAGGAGGACUCAUUGACCCCCAAUUUUAAAAAGGAAGAGGAGAAGCCACUAAUAACCCAUUUUAAAGAGGAAGAGGAGGACCUACUGACCCCUUACUUUAAAGAGGAAGAGGAGGACUCAUUGACCCCCAAUUUUAAAAAGGAAGAGGAGAAGCCACUAAUAACCCAUUUUAAAGAGGAAGGGGAGGACCUACUGACCCCUCACUUUAAAGAGGAAGAGGAGGAGCAAGAGCCGCCGCACAUUAAAGAGGAAGAGGAGGAAGAGGGCAUCAGUCAGCCUAAAUGGUUGGAGGAGUUCCCAGUGACUGGUGUCCCUGUGAAGAGUGAAGAUGAUGAGGUGAAAGGUGAAAGUGAGGAGAGGGGAGGGGGGGAGCCUCCAAGCAGCAGCUCAACACAACACAUGACAACAGAAGCUGAUGGAGACCACUGUGGAGGAUCACAAGCAGACAAGCUCUUAGCUCCACUAUCAGAUAGUGAGGACACAACGUCACACUCUCCUGACACUGAUGAUGAAGACUCUAAAGAUGAUAAGACAUGUCACACUGACAACACUCACUUCACAUGUUCUCACUCUCACAAAACUUUUAAAUACCAUUGUCGUCUAAAAUCACACAUGAGAACACACACUGGAGAAAAACCUUUCUCUUGUUCAAUCUGUGGUAAAGGUUUUACACAAAGUAUCUAUUUGAAAGUACACAUGAGAACACACACUUGUGAAAAACGUUUUUCCUGUUCAACCUGUGGUAAAGGUUUUACACAAAGUCAGAGUUUGAAAAUACAUAUUAGAACACACACUAGAGAAAAACCUUUUUCUUGUUCACUCUGUAGUAAAGGUUUUACACAAAGUAUCAAUUUGAAGGUACACAUGAGAACACACACCAGUGAAAAACCUUUUUCCUGUUCAAUCUGUGGUAAAGGUUUUAGAGAAAGUCAACAUUUGAAAGUACACAUGAGAACACACACUGGUGAAAAACCUUUUUCAUGUUCAAACUGCGGUAAACAUUUUACUCAGAGGCCAGAUUUAAAAGUACACAUGAGAACACACACUGGAGAAAAACCUUUUUCAUGUUCUAUCUGUGGUAAAGGUUUUACAAGAAGUCAACAUUUGAAAGUACACAUGAGAACACACACUGGAGAAAAACCUUUUUCAUGUUCAAUCUGCGGUAAAGAUUUUACUCGAAGGGAAAAUUUCAAAAAGCACAUGAGAAUACACACUGGAGAAAAACCUUUUCCUGUUCAAUCUGCAGUAAAUAUUUUGCACAACGACACUAUUUGAAAGAACACGUGAGAACACACACUGGAGAAAAACCUUUUACAUGUUCAGUAUUUUGUAAAAGUUUUUUACAAAGUCAGCAUUUGAAAAGACACACGAGAAGACACCCAGGAGAGAAAGUGUUGAGUUGCAGUGUGUGUGGUGAAAGAUUGUCUUCUAAGUACCAGUGUAAGAAACACAAGUGUGCUGGUGAGAACAGCAGCAGCAAAUGAAACUGCAGGAUUUGAAAUAAACUGUCCAGACUUUAACUUUGACCUUCUAAAAACAUCAGCACAUAGUUUCUAAGAUUUAUAGAUGAGGUAUUUUAGAUUAUUGCCUUUUUUCAGUCAAGUACUACACAUGACAAGUGUUUUUUAAAGUUGUUCAUGAAUUAUCCCCCUUUUUUAGAAUUCCUCAAACAUUAUCAAUUUCAGAAAACAUGGGAACGUUUGGAAUGUUUGGGAAAAGUUAAUUAUGUACAUCAUCUCACAGAGCUUUACUGUACAUCCAUCCAUUUGUUCUACCACUUGUCUCUUUCAUUUUAUAUGUAUAGCAUUUAAGCACAUACUUGUCCGCCAAAGGGUGUUGCGUUUUGGAGGAACUCCUUCUGUCAGAGUGCUGGUCACACUUCUUUUACUGCGGAAAUCUACUCACAAAAACAAUCCAAACAGUAGGAAACAAAAAAUGAUGGUGCGAAAAAGAGAAGACUAAAUGUGCAUUUUGGAAAAAAUAACAAAAGCUACUUCUAUACACAAAUAAAGUCAACUUGGUUUGGAGUUACAAGACGUGCACACUACAAAACAACACCAAGAUGGAUGGCACUGGGAAUGGCCAAGGUAGCAAAAUACUCAAAGCAUGUAAUCAACUGGCGUGGAGUAGAAUCGCCGAGUGCCAUCCAGCUGUCAAGGUGCUGCUUAAGUAGCACCAGGGUCAAUUGGAAGCAGCUGUGCACGUCCCACAACUCCGCCCACAAAGGCAACACAGGAACUCUAGGAGGAAGGAGAAAUGUAAGAACAAGGUCAACUGCACCAAAAGACGAAAACUGACUGUUGGAGCCAAAUUUCCUUAUUUGCUUAUAUUGUUUUUAUUUUGUUUUCUCUGAUUGAUAGCUGGCUUCAGUUCAUGCUGAAUGUCCCUUUCUGCAGAUUGCUCCGCCCACUUCCUGUUGAGAACCAGGAAGUGUCGACAGGGAUGGGACUGUUGCUAUGGUGCGGUUGCCAUGGUAGCCUCCUUUAAUUGUGUUCAGCUGGGAACACUGGGGGGUGAUUGCAUGGAGGACAAACAGUUUUGGAGCGUGUGGUGUGGUGUGUGGUCAGGUCUCACUGCUGUGACAAUGUGCCAUUCAAGCCAAGGUCAGCAUACAUAAUGUUCUAGAACCUACUUUUCAUUUCAUUUUGAUAGCUUGGAAUAAAGGGAUUGUCAUAUCCAAACACAUUUCUACAGUACUGGACAUUCAAUCAUCAAACUGGUCAACACAGUAUCAGUAUCAGUAUCAGCCCAAAGAUAAGUGCUGUACAAUGAGAAUAAAAUGCCUCGUAGCCGAUUAUACAAAUGUGAUCAAUUCAUCUUGAUACUGUCCUGCCACAGUGAAUAGGUUUCCCUUUUUAAAGGGCAAAUUCCUCCCAGGGUCUUUUGUCCUAAUGACUGUCUGGAUAAAGUGAGGAGAAUAUAAUUCAGGAAAACAAUUUAUUUUACUAAUAAACUAGAUUAAGUAACACAUUUUUACAGUUAGCUAAAUUGGACAGAACACCUGCAUCAUCUUCUCAACAACACCCACAUUCUUACAAACAACAUAUUUAAGAAUGGUGGUGUUAAAUACAAAGUGCAUUCAGAUACAAACAAUUAUUUUUGAUGUUUACUCUAUUAAAGGACAUAUAUGUGCACAUGUAUGCACUGAUUAAAAAUACAGAACAAUAAUGCCCACGUUUAGACUUUCUCCAUCCAACGCCAUCUUGCUUUCUCCUCUUUUCUAUUUCCAGCAGACUAGUAGAACAUCUUAGGUGUAUUGCUGCCCUCCACAGUCUAUUAACAAAAUGUCUUCCUUCUGUCCUAUGGCCCACACUGCAGACUUGGACACAAACAGGAGAGAAAGUAAAAAGCAGCUUUAAGGUCAAAACAAAAUGUAUGCAUUCUUUCCAACGGCCGCUGGGUGGCAGCAGAGGCUCCAUGUAUUACCUGAAGAAACAUUUGACUUCUGACCUUUCCACAUUAUUUCUCUCAUCUUUACUGCUGGAGUUCAGCUCACUGAGGAUGUAAGCUACAUUUUGGUAUCUUAACUAUCUUUAAUUAUUCAUAAACAGGCUUAAAACAAACCAUUAUUAUCAUUACUGCCUCAUUUCCCCCCACUCUCUACUAAUUAAAACUAUUCUAGCACAAAAACAUUCAGGAUGUUCAUACAAAAAAUAUUACACAUCCCCAAACGUACCAUUUUAUUAUGGUAUUCAUAUAAUAUUACAUUUAAUAUACACAUGGUCAUAACAGUGCUGACAAUUUAAAUUCCCUGUGGGGAUUAAUAAAGUAUUUCUGAUUCUGAUCAUUACAUCACUCUCAUAAAGCCUUUAAUGCUGAAUAUGUUUUUUACCAUAGCUCAGCUUCACAAUGUUGGAAUAUUGACUGCUGAUAUUAACAUUCUUCUAUUGUUUAGAAUAUUACAGUCUACUCUUUUUCUUUGCUCAAAUGAACAGGAUGGAAGUGUCUUUAAUUGUCACUACUGAGUGUAAUUAUGUAUAUAAUAAUCUUCAUUACCGCUUGAUUUAACUCUCAU